GCCCAUGAGAAAUGCCUCACUUUUUUCCGUCAAUCAUUGUCGGCCGCAUAUACUCCUCCCGUGUGGGCAGACAGCAUCACAGCGGUCAUGAAUCCCCACCACCCCUACUCUAUCUUGAUGGAGACGACUCUCCUUUGUGUAGUCUUUGUUCCCGUCGAGGCCUCACUUGGAGAAGCUGCUCCAAUCGGCGGGAUGUGGAGAGGGAACUGAAGUACGUGAGCGCCUCGACCUCGAGGUCGACAGCCCGUGACAAGAUGUGUUGGGAUUCGCCGCCAUCACGACCUAGACGGCGUUUGGAAGCCCCGGCCGACGAGCUACAGCGUGGCUGGCGCCACCCGCACUGCUCGGCCUCCGCCUCCACAUCGCCAUCGAACAUCAUCUCCUGCUCCUCCCCACCUCUGUCCCCCGUGGAUGCGGACGCUGUUCACCACAUCACCAUCCUCUCCGGUUGGAGAUGCGGCUGGACUAUGAUCCUUUGGUGGUGGACGACUGCAGUUGUGAUUGCCUUUUUUACUUCCUCUUCUUAUGUAUCAGUUGUGAUGUUCUUCCCUUUUUGUCUUGUAAGCAGAGUAGUUGGCUUGUUGCUGCCUGUUUCAGAAGGAGAUCCUUUUCCUGUUGUUAUUGUUGUUGUGCGUCCACCCAUGUUGUGGAUCAUUCCAGAGCAAAAUGCGCCACUUUUUCCUGAUCUGCACAGCCGAAAGGACAUGCAUCGUUGUCCAGGAUUCGUUGUCCAGGAGACAGCUGACCCUUUGCUGCAGUGGUGCACAGGUAAACCUCCUUUGGCCCCCAUCUAUUUCUCUAAAUCAAUGGGCACUUGUUAAAUUGUGUGGUGUAUGUGUAUGAGCAGGACUUUGUGUCCAACGUUGUUAACGCUUUGGACUUGUAUUAGCAGUACUUCUUUUCUAACUGCUUUGUUACUUUUGUCUGACAUGGAUGAUUAGCAGUACUACCCCAGAAAGGAUUCGAGGAUGCCACAUAGUACAAAAGCAAUGAAUUAAGAGCUGAA
Messenger RNA from Aegilops tauschii subsp. strangulata, 1006 nucleotides. The record is from RefSeq and is a predicted model, not a curated record. NCBI's taxonomy places the organism in Eukaryota, Viridiplantae, Streptophyta, Magnoliopsida, Poales, Poaceae.